This is a messenger RNA of Trifolium pratense (red clover), 1358 nucleotides long. RefSeq lists its product as uncharacterized. Lineage: Eukaryota; Viridiplantae; Streptophyta; Magnoliopsida; Fabales; Fabaceae. The transcript has a single exon. Bases 88 to 972 code for a protein of 294 amino acids. The record is from RefSeq and is a predicted model, not a curated record.
AAGCAUAAUGUUCCUAAUGCCUUCACAUAUUUAAAUUAACAAAUCAAGUUAAAUAAUUGUUCUAUUCUGAAAAAAAUAGAAAUUGUUAUGGGCUUGUUUUUAACACACAUAGUGCAAGGGUUAGCCCUCACAUUUCUUGGCCUAUGGCACAUAAUCAACACAAUCAAAUCUUACGUUGUGAAAGGUCCUUCCAAUUUCACUGUAAGAUUUUGGUACCAAAUUAGCACGUCUCAAUUUAUUUUCAAACACUUGGAACUUAUUUCAAUUUUAUCCUUUUCAAUCAUAGCAAUUCUAAUACAAAUUCUAGAUAUCCCUUAUUUUCACUAUGCUUUUAAGCUUGAUAACUUUGAACAUGCAACUAUGUUCAUACACCUUGCUUUGUUUGCUGGGUUUUCCCUCUCAACCGAGUUAACCGAUUCGCUCGAACUCUUCUCUGGAUUUGUUGGGAUACUUGUAUCCUCAGUUUUCAGUCAAGAGCUUUUCUUGCUCCAUUUUCAUUCCACUGAUCAUGUUGGACUUGAAGGCCAUUACCACUGGCUAUUGCAGCUCAUAGUUAUUGUUUCACUUGUUGCAGCUUUGGCUGCAACCGUUUUUCCCAACAGUUUCAAUGCGGCUAUUGUGCUUUCGGUUUCGGUUAUUUUUCAAGGCUGUUGGUUUAUAAACAUGGGGUUUAUGCUGUGGAUUCCUGCAUUUGUUCCUGAAGGAUGUGUGAUGAAUUUGGGAGGUCAUGAGAGUGGUGGUGAAAUUCAUGGAGCAGUUAGUUGUGGUUCUAAAGAGGCGGAUUUCCGGGCUAGAGGAUUAGCCAAUUUGCAAUUCAGUUGGAUCCUUUCUGCAAUUAUGAUAUUUGCAGGGAUUGUAUGCAUGAAAUUGGCUAAAAAACUUACCAUUGUAGACAGGUUGGAAUAUGAGAGAAUUCAAAGUAAAGUUGUAGACUCCUCUGUGGUCAACGAAGGUUUCAAGCCGACCAAGUAAUCUACUAUAGUUUGUUAAACUAGUCAGGUGUGUAAAGUGUGUGGAUGUUUUAAAUCCCAAGGUACCGAGUUCGAUUCCUACUUAUAAAAAAAAUGGCUAGUGGUUGCACUUUUUAAGUCUUGAAGGUAUGCAACUCGAUAAGAUGUAAUGUAUUUUAUGUUCGCCAAGGUUUAGAUAGAUUUGGUGUUCAAUAAUCUUGAGUUUUAUAACUUGUAAGGAAAUCUUCAACUAAACUAUUAGCUAUACAAUGUUGGUAUAGUUUAGAAAUAUUUGGUGUCUAUUAAGGUACUGUGUGUUUGGUGUCUAUUACGGUACUGUGUCUACUGUGGUAGACUCAUUCAGAAAAUGUAAGAAUCAAGUUAUCUAUGAAUCUUAAUUGCGCAUAA